UGAACCUACAGAAAAUACUGGGAACAGCAAUCAGAGCGAGGAAAAUCCGGGUGACACAGGAAGGACACAGCUGUCAAGGCUCCUUCUGGCCAAGAAAGUCGCCCAGGCAUUCAUGGCAAAUAAACCAGAUAGCAAGGAUGAGGAUGAGGACAUUGUACUGCCCACUGACCUCUAUCAGAGUGACCGCUACAAAACUGACCACUACCAGAGUGACUCCUUGGCCUGGGAUGCUCCCCUUCUCACUGCCAGGGAGAAUGCCUUACACCCAGAUGAUUACAACGAAAAUGUCAGUGGACGGAUCAGCCGCCAUAGUGAAUAUAGUAUAGAGGCAGACUUGCAGACAGAGAGGGACAAUCUGCUUGAAGAGGAUGAUGCCACAGAACUAGCCAAGCGGCUAGAAUCCGAACUUACAGGCAGUAUCCUGGGUUUAUGGCAGCAGCGCUUGAAUCAGACCACCUAUGAGGAAGGGGAUAUUGACAUAAUAUAUGCUUCAGAGUCUGAAAUGAAUAGCACUGGACCUCCAUCCCCUAUUGGGGAUGAUCCAUCUGUCGUUGUUGCCCCACCUGUCCAGUUUGCAGAUAACUCUAUGUCUCAGGUGGACCUGAAUGGCAACAGGUCUUCAAAUCUCACGCCUGUAAGACUACCCAUUGCCCUGUCGAAUGACACCAAUUCAAAUGCAGCCUUGGAAGAGAUCCGAGCCCGACUGAGGAAAACCAAGUUUGACUACUCCUCUGACACCAGGCAAAAAAUAACUGAGGCCACACCACAGCUGGAUUUCAGAAACGUGUUGAAGAAGAAAGGAAAA
This is a messenger RNA of Candidula unifasciata, 805 nucleotides long. Lineage: Eukaryota; Metazoa; Mollusca; Gastropoda; Stylommatophora; Geomitridae. The record is from the annotation of a GenBank genome assembly.